This is a messenger RNA of Xiphias gladius (swordfish), 1347 nucleotides long. It is a transcript of the gene cacng8a, whose product is annotated as calcium channel, voltage-dependent, gamma subunit 8a. Bases 1 to 1347 code for a protein of 448 amino acids. The transcript has 5 exons. NCBI's taxonomy places the organism in Eukaryota, Metazoa, Chordata, Actinopteri, Istiophoriformes, Xiphiidae. Gene Ontology annotation, biological process: neurotransmitter receptor transport, postsynaptic endosome to lysosome; transmission of nerve impulse; regulation of AMPA receptor activity. Gene Ontology annotation, cellular component: AMPA glutamate receptor complex; postsynaptic density membrane. Gene Ontology annotation, molecular function: channel regulator activity; voltage-gated calcium channel activity. The record is from RefSeq and is a predicted model, not a curated record.
AUGGAGGCAAAAGGCAGAAACAUGCCCCCAGAUAUUAGUUUCCUUCCCCGCCCAGCGAUGGUGUGGUGCGAGCGGGGCAUUCAGGUGCUGCUGACCACCAUGGGGGCGUUCGCGGCCUUUGCCCUGAUGACGGUGGCUAUUGGUACAGACUACUGGCUGUACGCCCGGGCCUUCAUCUGCAACAGCACGGCCAACUCGUCCCAGGAGGACUCCAACAACAAGGACAAGAAAGACCCCGGGGCGCUCACCCACUCCGGCCUCUGGAGGAUCUGCUGCCUGGAAGGCUUGAAGCGAGGUGUGUGUUCCCAGAUCAAUCAUUUCCCAGAGGACGCAGAUUACGACCAAGAUGCUGCAGAGUAUUUGCUGCGUGUGGUGCGAGCCUCCAGCAUCUUCCCAAUCCUCAGUGCCAUACUGCUCCUGCUGGGUGGCGUGUGUGUUGCUUCUAGCAGCUUCUACAAGAGCAAAAGGAACAUUAUACUAGGUGGAGGAAUUCUCUUCGUAGCUGCAGGCCUCAGCAAUAUCAUCGGAGUGAUCGUGUACAUCUCAGCAGCACUGAGUGACAUUUCCCCCAAGAAGGACGAGGACAAGAAGUGGCACUACUCUUACGGCUGGUCCUUCUACUUCGGCGGCCUGUCCUUCAUCCUGGCCGAGAUGGUAGGUGUCCUCGCCGUCAACAUCUACAUUGAGAAGAACAAGGAGCUGCGCUGCCGCUCCCGCACCGACCUCUUUAAGAGCACCACGCACGCCAUGCUAAGGCUGCCCAGCUACCGCUUCAGGCGGCGCUCUCGCUCCAGCUCUCGCUCCACUGACCCGCCACACUCGCAGGAGACCUCGCCCAUCGGCACCUCCAAAACCUUCAGCCUGCCGCCCUCUGCCCCGCCAUUCUCUGUGGCCACCCUGCCCAACCCGCACCACACCAGCGGCGGUGGAAGCGGCGGAGGCGGCGACAUCUCUAUGUACACCCUGUCAAGGGACUCCAAGCUGGGCAGUCUCGGAGGCGGCGCCCCACCUCUCUACGGCACGGUGGACCGUGCCACGCUCUACCAGCUCCACAACUACUUUCCGAAAGAUUCCAGCGGAGGCGGUGGAGGAGGAGGAGCCGUGAUAAGCAGCGGUACUCUCCCAUCUCACUCCAAGUCCAACUUGGCAGCAGCGGCAGCUGUAGCCCAGAACGCAGCACCGCUGAAUAGCUCCACGUCAGCCGCCACACCGGCCCAGCCGGCCCAGAUAUCCACAGCCACCAUGGAGAGGGACAGGGGCAACGUUGGAACCCUGGACCGCCUGACAGCCAAAAGGGACAGGGAUAGCAACUCAGAUACACUUAACAGGAAAACUACGCCAGUUUAA